Molecule: messenger RNA, 2932 nt
Organism: Tripterygium wilfordii
Lineage: Eukaryota; Viridiplantae; Streptophyta; Magnoliopsida; Celastrales; Celastraceae
Product: (-)-kolavenyl diphosphate synthase TPS14, chloroplastic-like
Exons: 15
Coding region: 217-2667 (816 amino acids)
Biological process (GO): gibberellin biosynthetic process
Cellular component (GO): chloroplast
Molecular function (GO): terpene synthase activity; magnesium ion binding
Source: RefSeq, a predicted model, not a curated record
ACACAGAGUUAGACAAAGUGAAUAGUUUUGGUUUAGGAUGAUCCCAUGCACCUAUUAGCGGGAAUCUCUUGGGAAGUCGUUUCUGUCUUGUUGCCCUGCCCCUCCACCUCCUCCCUCUUAUUACUUUUGAAUCCUUUUAAGCCCCCUUUUUGCUCUGUCUCUCUCUCUCUCUCUCUGUGUCUCUGCAAAUAAACAUUAACACAAAUCCAAUCAAUCAUGGUGAUCAUGUCCUCUCAUCAAAUCUUCUCUGUUUCUUCCUCCUCCUACCUUCACCCUCCUCUGCUUUUCCCAGGAUUAAGUUCCUACACUACUAAAGACAAACGAGUCUGCUACUUUGAUAGCACUCGCUUAAUCUGCCGUGCAAUAUCCAAGCCUGCUCGCACAACUCCAGAAUACUCGGGCGUGCUUCAAAACGGUCUGCCAUUGAUAAAGUGGCGUGAGAUUGUGGAGGAUGACAUACAAGAACAAGAAGAACCUCUUAAGGUUUCCUUGGAAAACCAGAUUAGACAAGGUGUCGACAUUGUUAAGUCGAUGUUGGGAUCAAUGGAGGAUGGCGAGAUUAGCAUUUCAGCUUAUGACACUGCAUGGGUUGCACUUGUUGAAAACAUUCACCACCCAACUGGUUCUCCUCAAUUCCCAUCCACUCUUCAAUGGAUUGCCAACAAUCAGCUCCCCGAUGGCUCCUGGGGUGAUCCCUACGUGUUCUUGGCACACGAUCGAUUAAUCAAUACGUUAGCUUGUGUUAUCGCUCUCAAGAAAUGGAAUAUUCACCCCAACAAAUACAAAAAAGGAUUGUCGUUUGUGAAAGAGAACAUAAGCAAGCUAGAAAAGGAGAAUGAGGAGCACAUGCCAAUAGGAUUUGAAAUCGCUUUCCCAUCACUUCUUGAGAUGGCUAAAAAACUAGGGAUUGAAAUACCUGAUGAUUGUCCAGCCUUGCAAGACAUCUAUGCCAAGAGAGAUCUCAAACUCACAAGGAUACCAAAGGACAUAAUGCAUAAUGUGCCCACAACACUACUCCAUAGCUUGGAAGGAUUGCCAGACCUGGAUUGGGAAAAGCUUGUAAGAUUGCAAUGCAAAGAUGGGUCAUUCUUGUUCUCUCCAUCUUCCACUGCCUGUGCACUCAUGCACACUAAAGAUGGCAAUUGCUUCUCCUACUUGAACAACAUGGUACAAAAGUUCAAUGGAGGAGUACCGAAUGUGUACCCGGUUGACCUGUUCGAACAUAUUUGGUCUGUUGAUCGCUUGCUACGCCUAGGAAUCUCCAGAUUUUUUCAGCCAGAAAUCAAACAAUGUCUUGAUCAUGUUCACAGAUAUUGGACCAAAGACGGAAUUUGUUGGGCAAGAAAUUCGCAUGUUCAAGAUAUUGAUGACACAUCAAUGGGAUUCAGGUUGCUUAGAUUGCAUGGAUACGAGGUUUCUCCUGACGUGUUUAAGCAAUUUAGAAAAGGCGACGAGUUCGUUUGUUUCGCGGGACAAUCAAAUCAGGCGAUUACUGGAAUCUAUAACCUGUAUAGGGCUUCUCAACUGAUGUUCCCUGAAGAGCCUAUUCUUGUGGAAGUCAAAAAAUUUGCAAGAAAUUUCUUGAGGGAAAAAAGAGCUGUUAAUGAACUCCUAGAUAAAUGGAUCAUAACCAAAGAUUUACCAGGCGAGGUGGGGUUUGCCUUGGAUGUUCCAUGGUACGCAUGCUUGCCUAGAGUUGAGACGAGGCUUUACAUUGAACAAUAUGGUGGCCAAGAUGACGUAUGGAUUGGCAAGUCUCUUUACAGGAUGCCCUAUGUCAACAACAAUAUAUAUCUGGAGCUAGCAAAGCUAGACUACAACAAUUGCCAAUCCUUGCAUCGCACUGAAUGGGACAAUAUCCAAGAGUGGUACGAAGAAUACAAUGUUGGAGGAUUUGGGGUCAGCAAAAGGAGCCUUCUUAAGACAUAUUUUGUAGCUACAGCCAGUAUUUUUGAACCCGAAAGAUCGGUAGAGCGACUCGUUUGGACAAAGACUGCAAUCUUGUUAGAAGCUAUUGCAUCUUAUUUUAAAAAUUCUAGAGAAGAAAGGAUUGAAUUUGUAAAUGAAUUCCAAAAAUUUCCCAAGACAAGAGGUUACAUUAAAGGAAGGAGAUUAGAUGGAAAGAUGGCAACAAAAGAAGUUAUUGAGAUGGUGUUUGCAGCACUAAAUCAUUUUUCAUUGGAUUCAUUGGUGGUGCAUGGUCAAGACAUUACUCACCAUUUAUAUCAAUCCUGGGAAAAGUGGGUGCUGACGUGGCAAGAGGAAGGAGACAGAAGAGAAGGAGAAGCAGAGCUAUUGGUGCAGACAAUAAACAUGAUGGCUGGCCACACACCCUCUCAGGAGUUGUUGUAUGAGCGACUCUUCAAACUCACAAACAAGGUUUGCCAUCAGCUUGGUCACUAUCACCACCUCAACAAAGACAAACAACCUCAACAGGUAGAAGACAAUGGAGGAUACAAUAAUUCAAACCCUGAAAGCAUUUCAAAGCUCCAAAUAGAGAGUGACAUGAGAGAGCUAGUGCAGCUGGUACUAAAUUCUUCAGAUGGCAUGGACUCUAAUAUCAAGCAAACAUUCUUAACAGUCACAAAGAGCUUUUACUACAAUGCUUUCACUCAUCCUGGGACUGUCAACUACCAUAUUGCCAAAGUACUCUUUGAAACAGUGUAAGAUUAGUUGACAUUUGAAUAUUGAAAAUAAUGUUGAGGUCAUUGUAGAUAACCAUUAGUUGUCAGCAAUUUCAGAUAAUAAGGUCCAACACAUAUCCAAUACAACUAAAAUGCAACCCUGCUAUACCCUUAUGCUCACAAAUAAUUGCUUCCAAUAUCUGAUCUCAGUGGAUAGAUACAAGGUAAAACCACAUUACUUCGUUGAGCUUUGUUGGCAUAAUGAUUUCCUCACAAAUGAAUGAUUAUUGGCAGACAGUGUUGACUCA